UGUUAUCUGUGGUGUGUAGCGAAUCUCAAGGUCAAGUCAAUACAUCUUGCCUAGAAACUGCACAAAUAUUGGUUUUUGUUUUGUUUUAGCCUUUAGGUUCUACAGAUUUGUCUCUGGUUCUAUGAAUCUUGUUGUAUAACAAUUCAAAUUCAAAAUAACAUUUUGAAUUUUAAUACAUAAUGGACAGUGCAGAAGAGGGUUAUAUUUCUAUUCUUACAAUGGAAAGAUGUGAAAAAUUCAAAUGUAAUAUUUGUAAUCGAUAUCUUUCUGUUGGACCAAUACUUUUCAAUGAGACUGUAGGAAAGGUAUGUGGUAGGUGUGUUGGGAAGGGAGAGACCAAAAAAUUUGGUAAGAUAACCUUUGAAAGUCAAAAAGUUUAUGAAGAAAUCGCUGAACACAUCGUUUUUCCUUGUUCAUUUCGAGAAAAAGGUUGUGGAGAAUCAUUGAAAUGGAAUAGUACACAUGAGGAUUCAUGCCCUUACAAGGAUAACAAAUGCCCAUUCGGACUAAAUGUUCUGGCACAUAAUAAUUGCUUAUGGAAUGGAGAUAAUAAGUAUUUAUCCAAUCAUUUGACAACAGGUCAUAAAGACAGUUUUUAUGAAUUGUCUAAUAUAUCAACAACUUUUCCAUGCAAUCUACAAAAUAGUAUAAUGUUAUCAUUGUUUGACGAUAACCUUAUUGUGGCUAUGUUGUCUGUAUCCAAUGAUUCAAAGAGUAUCGCCCAUAAAUUAUGGAUGGAUAUUCCUUAUAUUAAGUGUAAAUCAUUCACAUAUGAUCUUGAGGUGUCUAAUGAAAAUGGGAAACAUCAUAUGACUUUCCCUGAAAAUGAAAUCACUCCAUUAUAUAAUUCAGUGUUCACUAAUAAUUGUGGUGAAUAUGAAUUUGAUUUAAAUAUUGAUGGACUUCUAACAUUAUUGAAAAGCAAAGAAAAAUUGAAUUUUUGGUUUAAAAUCAAACCACCUCAGCUCAAUAAAUUAAUGAAUUCAGGAACAGAAUUUUCAUUGGGUAAUUCCAUCGUAUUUGACUGGAAAUGUUCAAAUUGUAAAAAAAUGCUUCACUCUCCUAUAUAUCUGUGUUAUAAUAACCAUAAUUGUUGUUAUGAAUGCUACCAAAAUAUAAGCUACUGCUUUUGUGGAGUCAGUGUUUCGAAAUAUAAAAAUGAUCUAUUGGAGAAUCUGUCCAAAGUGUCAUAUUAUAUUUGUAAAAACAAAGAACAGGGAUGCUCUGCUCUAUUAACUUCGGAACAGUUGACUUUUCAUGAAAACAAUUGCAAACUAACAGAGAAAUUAUGUAUGAUAGAAGGGUGUAGCUGGACUGCAAAUAAUGUUAAUAUGUUGAAACAUGUGAUUGACAAACAUUGCCCAAUCAGUUUAGAUGAAGCAAUUACAUUCGAAUUUGAAAAUAUAAAGAAGAGCUUCUACAUGAUUUUUGAUGAACAUAUUUUUGUAUUUACAAUUGAUUACAUACCUAAAGAUUCCCUCUCAAUAACUUGUCAGUGUGUGGGAGUAACGACAGUAAAGUACCUCUUUGAAUUUGAAAUUUUCAGUGAUUUCUUGAAACUGGAAUGUAAUCAUUUUUGUGAACCUUUUUUUUAUGGAGACAAUAUAAAGCAACCUCAGGCCAUUGUUUAUCCAUUUGACUUUCUGAAAAAAUUCCUAACAGAACCAAAUAAAUUCUCCUUCAAAAUCAGGAUAUUAAAUGCAACAAAUGAUGGUUGAUUAUGAAAAAUUUGUUGGAGUUGUUUCUAUUUUAAGAUAUUAAAGUUUAUAACAAA
Messenger RNA from Harmonia axyridis, 1774 nucleotides. RefSeq names its product beta-1,4-galactosyltransferase 1. Lineage: Eukaryota; Metazoa; Arthropoda; Insecta; Coleoptera; Coccinellidae. The record is from RefSeq and is a predicted model, not a curated record. Gene Ontology annotation, biological process: proteasome-mediated ubiquitin-dependent protein catabolic process; glycosphingolipid biosynthetic process; multicellular organism development. The coding region runs from base 180 to 1718 and encodes 512 amino acids. Gene Ontology annotation, cellular component: cytoplasm. The transcript is spliced from 2 exons. Gene Ontology annotation, molecular function: N-acetyl-beta-glucosaminyl-derivative 4-beta-N-acetylgalactosaminyltransferase activity; ubiquitin protein ligase activity; ubiquitin conjugating enzyme binding.